Molecule: messenger RNA, 2082 nt
Organism: Volvox carteri f. nagariensis
Lineage: Eukaryota; Viridiplantae; Chlorophyta; Chlorophyceae; Chlamydomonadales; Volvocaceae
Exons: 6
Coding region: 100-1632 (510 amino acids)
Biological process (GO): endoplasmic reticulum to Golgi vesicle-mediated transport; Golgi localization; retrograde vesicle-mediated transport, Golgi to endoplasmic reticulum
Cellular component (GO): cytosol; COPI vesicle coat
Source: RefSeq, a predicted model, not a curated record
CUUUGGACCGUCCGAUUAUCCAAGCACCUGGCAACUUUGGCCGUGGAUCAUCAACUCCCUUGAGGCUUUAGGGCCCGCUGUUAGAGAGAGCGGCGCAAAAUGGUUGUACUGGCUGCGUCGAUCGUCUCUAAGACGGGCAAACCACUCGUCUCGCGCCAGUACAUGGAGAUGAGCCGGAUCAGGAUUGAAGGCCUUUUGGCAGCGUUCCCGAAACUUGUGGGGACAGGCAAGCAGCACACCUACGUAGAGACGGAGAAUGUGCGCUACAUUUACCAGCCGUUGGAGGGUCUGUACCUCCUGCUUAUCACUAACAAGCAGAGCAACAUUUUGGAGGACCUGGAGACACUCCGCCUACUUAGCAAGCUUGUACCAGAAUUCAGCCAGAGCCUGGAGGAGGAGUCAGUUGCUGCAAAAGCUUUUGAGCUAAUCUUUGCCUUCGACGAGGUCAUCUCGCUCGGCCACAAGGAGAACAUCACCGUGCAGCAAGUAAAGCAGAACUGUGAGAUGGAGAGUCAUGAGGAGAAGCUGCACAAAUUGAUUAUCCAGAGCAAGAUUAACGACACGAAGGAUAUCAUGAAGAAGAAGGUGGCUGAUAUAGAGAAGUCCAAAAUGGAGCAAAAGAAGAUUGGCCUUACCUCAGCUCUCUCUGGUUUUGGCAGCAAGGCGGCCAGCUCUAUCAUGCAGGAGCUGGAAUCGGCAACCCCGGCUUACCGGAUCGACCCUACCCCGGUGGCCAUCAGCAAACCCUCCACGGCGGCCUCGCUCAAGCUCCCGAAGGGCAUGCAGCUUGGCAAGGCAAAGAAAGCGAACGAUUUCCUGGAGACUCUUGCGAAGGAGGGCGAAGUCGUAGAGUUGGACGUGCCGAAACCCACGGGCGGUGUGGCAGCGGUCACAGCGAACGUCGCCGCGGACCCCGUGUCCUUGGCGAUUGAGGAGAAGGUCUCAGUUUCGUUGAACAAGCAGGGUGGUGUGGAGAAUCUGGAGGUGCAGGGUACGAUGUCUUUGGUGGUGAACUCGGAUGAGGAUGCGUUCAUUCGCAUCGCCGUCGUGAGCGGCCCCAACAAGGGCUUUCAGUUCAAAACCCACCCCAACAUCGACAAGAACCUUUACGGUUCCUCCAAUGUUCUUGGGCUCAAAGACCCAUCACGCCCCUUCCCCACGGGAAGCGAGCUGGGUAUCCUCAAGUGGCGCUUCCAAAGCAAGGAGGAGAGCCUGGUCCCGCUAUCUAUCAACUGUUGGCCCAGCGUGUCGGGUGGGGAGUCUUACGUCAACAUCGAAUACGAUUCUACAGCAAAUUUUGACCUCCAAAAUGUCCAAAUUAUAAUCCCGGUGCCAGCGGCGAGCCAUGCGCCAACAGUGAACCAGGUUGACGGCGAAUGGCGGUAUGACUCACGGCGAGCGGCGCUCAUAUGGACCAUCGAGCUGAUUGACGACACCAACCGCAGCGGGUCGCUGGAGUUCGUCACGUCGGCGGCGGACGCGGAUGCGUUCUAUCCUGUUGAGGUUACGUUCUCGUCUAACAAGACGUUUUGCGACAUUAACAUCACGGGUGUUGAGCACACGCAAAAGGGCGGCCCCGUGAAGUUCAGCCUGAAGAAGGCGUUGGAGACGGCGGAAUACAGCGUUGUGUAAAAAUGCAUUUUACGGGGACAGGGUCCGUGCUGGGCUUUGUGUGUGCGUAUGUGUAAUGGACGGGGCAAGCAAGGGCGGCUAUGUGUUAGCCGCCAUUCGCAACCUGGGCUCGACAGCUGUGUCGCCAGGUGGGGGAACGAUACGCGGCGCUGGCAGUGGCGGCAGGAGGUGUGAGAACUUGACAGAUAGGCGCCAGGCAGCAGCCAAUGAGGAGCACGCCUGGUGAUGUCAUGCACAUUGCGUGCAUAAGGAAGAAUGGUCGUGGAUGCGUUAUGGAACGGAUCGGUGACCAGUGGUGUCGCACGACUGCUGCCUGCGAAUCUAGGUGGACGUUAUCUGUACUAAAUUUGGCUUCGGAUUAGGCAGGUUUGCAUGGGGCAAACCUUCCAAAUCGAUCUCGCAUUCAUGUAUAUAGGCUUUGGGGCUGAUCCAUGUAAGGUUUCUACACCC